This is a messenger RNA of Anneissia japonica, 1002 nucleotides long. RefSeq names its product fibroblast growth factor receptor 4-like. Lineage: Eukaryota; Metazoa; Echinodermata; Crinoidea; Comatulida; Comatulidae. The record is from RefSeq and is a predicted model, not a curated record. The transcript is spliced from 3 exons. Gene Ontology annotation, biological process: cell surface receptor protein tyrosine kinase signaling pathway; multicellular organism development; positive regulation of kinase activity. Gene Ontology annotation, cellular component: signaling receptor complex. Bases 325 to 711 code for a protein of 128 amino acids. Gene Ontology annotation, molecular function: ATP binding; transmembrane receptor protein tyrosine kinase activity.
GCAACUCCUUUAUGCUUACCGUUUUACAUUUUAGAUUUUGAUAUGUUGUAUUUUAAAUUAUAUUUACAUCCUUUAAUUAGUGUUUUACGCUGUUAUAUGCAAUAAAGAAAACAUUUACUGUAUGUCAUUUAGGAGUACAUUUCCAGCUUAAAGAUUGUUCAUGGGGAUCUAGCUGCGCGAAAUAUUUUAAUUGGCGAAGGUCUAGUGGCCAAGAUAGGUGAUUUUGGCUUGGGACAAGAUGCGUACGAGAAGGGAUACUUACGAUUAAAAGACGGAGAAGUUCCAGUGAAAUGGUACAGUCUGGAAACGCUCACAGAACAGUUUAUGACUCCAAUGAGUGACGUGUGGUCUUUUGGGAUUUUACUUUAUGAAGUAUUUACAUUUGGAAAGUCACCAUACCCCGGCAUUAUAGUAGGGACUUUACCUCAGCUCCUUCAGCGUGGCUAUCGAAUGCAGCGACCAGAGCAAUGUCCUUCCACAGCGUAUAAAAUAAUGAGAUCGUGCUGGCAUGAACAUCCAAGGAAGCGACCAACGUUUACCAUGCUGUAUCAACAACUAGACACCAUCCUGGAGUUCGUUACCAAUGAUUCGGCUUUAUACAUCAAAUUAUCGGGAAUUACUUGUUGCAAGUACCAAACACUGGUAAACAAUGCUACCAAAGCUAUCAGUACAAGCUACAGUAUCAAAAUGCGCUUGCUUGUCCACAAUUAGGGCUGUUUACACUAUGACGAUAACUAUCAACGAUAAAAAGCUGAAAAGCUUCAUAAGAUUAUGACGUCAUUUGAUUUGCGAAAUAUUUUUUGACACAUACACGAUAAAUCGUUAUCGAAUCGUGCUAGUUUGAAAACUUCCCUUAUUUUCUAUAUGAACAAUUGCUUUUUAUCUUUAUCGUCAUAGUGUAAACAGGCAUUAAGACUGAACAGUUCUAUACUCUUUGACUGAACUGUGCGCGCGAGUAGGUCUGACGUAUACAACAGUUUUAGGAUAUAGGCUGUGUUUCCA